UAAAGCUAUGAGGGUAAGUAUUAGUAUAUGAUAUUUCAAUUUUGUAUGUAGUCUAAAAUUGUAGAUGGGGAAUGAAGAUAGAAUUAGCAACUUGCCUAGUGAUCUUCUGAUAUCUAUAAUCUCUCGACUUACCAUCCAAAGAGCUACUACUACUUCCAUACUUUCAACUCGUUGGCUGUAUCUCUAUCGCUACAUCACUCAUCUCUAUUUCCCAAGCCAUAUACCUUGCGUUGUAACGGAGUCAGACUACUCAAGAGUUGUCCAACAGGUCUUGGAUUCACACAGAGGCAGUCAGAUAAAAGAGUUCAGGUUGUGCAUGUCUAAAGGCCUCUAUUUUGAGAGGUGGUUUGAGUGGGCCGUAUCUAAGAAAGCUGAAAUAAUUCAUUUAAGUGGUUCCCAUGAUAUUGAUUAUCAAGCUCUAUUUCUUAGACUUCCCAGUACGAAUAAUGGAUUUGAAUGCCUUAAAGAUUUGUAUCUAUAUAAAUCUAGAAUGACCGAGCAAGACUUGAAGCUUUUGCUCUCCAAUUGCAUUGCUCUUGAAUCCUUGAAACUUGAUUUUCCUCUCAAGUUGGAUAAUGUCUCAAUUGUUGGCCACGCUAAACUCAAGCAUUUGAGCUUGACCUACUUGGGAGCUGACUCCAUUGUGAUUCAAGAUGCUAUUAGCCUCGUUUCUUUGAACCUCUAUGUCAUGAUCGAUAGAUUCUCCAUGCAACUUAGUAAUACUCCCAAGCUUACCCAACUCUAUUUUGAAGAACAUUUUCCUCUAAAAUUGUUUGAUGAGCUCCUUACUAGAAUGCCUGCUUGCAUGCGCGACCAACUCCAAAUAAUGCACCUCUCAGCUAAAGUUUGUUGUAUCUCUGAGAUGUAUCAGAAGUUGUCAUGGGUUGAUCUUGUAAAUAUAAAACGUCUAGAGUUGAACCUUUAUUCAAUGGUUUCGACAUUGGCUGUCCUCUCAUAGUGAAGACAUGUUAGAAACAUAUGUUGGAUCUAGAUGCGAGUUGUCCCCAAAGUAUUUGAAAAUCUCACAAUAUUCUGGUGCUCCAUUACCUAAUCGAUAAUGCUAGAUCUCUUAAAAAAGUGUCUGUGGUGGCUCGAGAUGAAGAGGCAUUAGCUCGCGCACGCCAUGAUUUUCAACAUAUUGCAUUUGUUAGUUUUUCAGUUAUGUAACUGUAGUAGUCUGUUAUCUAAUACUACUACUUGUUAACUUAAUUUAUUUUCAAAAUGCAAGAACUGUUUCAAAAUUU
Salvia hispanica is the source of this 1244-nucleotide messenger RNA. The record is from RefSeq and is a predicted model, not a curated record. NCBI's taxonomy places the organism in Eukaryota, Viridiplantae, Streptophyta, Magnoliopsida, Lamiales, Lamiaceae.